This is a messenger RNA of Huiozyma naganishii CBS 8797, 771 nucleotides long. RefSeq names its product histone H1 (gene HHO1). The transcript has a single exon. The coding region runs from base 1 to 771 and encodes 256 amino acids. NCBI's taxonomy places the organism in Eukaryota, Fungi, Ascomycota, Saccharomycetes, Saccharomycetales, Saccharomycetaceae. Gene Ontology annotation, cellular component: nucleosome; nucleus. The record is from RefSeq and is a predicted model, not a curated record. Gene Ontology annotation, biological process: chromosome condensation; negative regulation of DNA recombination; nucleosome assembly. Gene Ontology annotation, molecular function: double-stranded DNA binding; nucleosomal DNA binding.
AUGGCUCCAAGAAAGACCGCUGCUAAGAAGGCCAAAGUCGCGAAGAAACCGGCCGGUACAAAGGCCGCUAAGGGGACAACCCCGGCGGCUGUCAAGGGUAAGAGGGCGCAGCCUUCCCCCAACAAGACGUACAAAGAGCUGAUUUCCGAGGCGCUGAAGACGUUGAAGUCCCGCAAGGGUGUCAGUCGCCCAGCCCUGAAGAAGUACAUCAAGGAGCACAACGCGUCCAUGGCGAAGAUCUCCACUUUCGAUCACUACUUGAACCAAGCUAUCAAGAGAGGCGUUGACUCAGGGGACUUCGAACUGCCAAGGGGGCCCUCCGGUACCGUGAGGCUGGUGGCGAAACCCAAGGCUCCUGCGAGUGCGACCCCGGCUGCUAAGAAGGUCGUCAAGGCGAAGAAACCGGCUACUGUCUCUACCGCUGCCGCUGCCGCUGCUGCCUCGAAGAAGAAGACCGCCAAGAAAGUGGUCAAGGCGAAGAAGACCGCCGCUUCUGCUCCUGCAUCCAGCAGUCUGGCUCCAACCUACAGAGAAAUGAUCAUCAAGAGUGUCGUUUCCAUGAACGAGGGUAAGGGCUCCAGCCGUACCGCACUGAAGAAACACAUCUUGGAUGAGUAUUUCGCCAAAUCAAAAGAGAUCAAGAACUUCAACUCGCUCUUCAACAACGCGGUCAAGAAGGCAGUAGAGGACGGGUACCUGUCCCAGCCAAAGGGACCCGCAGGUGUCAUCAAAGUGCUCAAGAAGGGCAAAUCUUUUGCAACGGGUGCCUAA